Papaver somniferum (opium poppy) is the source of this 1440-nucleotide messenger RNA. RefSeq names its product F-box protein CPR1-like. The coding region runs from base 1 to 1440 and encodes 479 amino acids. Gene Ontology annotation, molecular function: protein binding. NCBI's taxonomy places the organism in Eukaryota, Viridiplantae, Streptophyta, Magnoliopsida, Ranunculales, Papaveraceae. The transcript has a single exon. The record is from RefSeq and is a predicted model, not a curated record.
AUGGAGAACCUUCCAGAAGAUAUUAUCAUCGAUACACUUUCGAUGUUACCAGUCAAAUCGGUCUCUCGCUUCAGGUGUGUAUGCAAAGAUUGGUAUAAAUUGUUCAGAAACCCUAAGUUUAUCAAGGCGCACCUUCACCAGGCUGUUCGGAACAACAAGUUCAGUAUCCUACUUAAAGUAUCUCAUGCCUCACAGUACGUUCAUUAUACUAUAGAAGAUUUUGAUGUAACAUCCUCAUCUUAUAAUAUGGUGCCUGUUAAAACUAAUCUCCCACCUGAUACAUAUGACUACGGAGAUAUUUUCUUAAGUGAUUACUUGAUUGGUUUACUUCAAGAUGGGAAUAAAAUCUGCUUGUGGAAUCCAUCAACUCGAGAAUACAGGUACAUGCCGACAUUAAACAGUAAGGAAGCCUAUAUUAGAGACCGUUCUUCGAAGUAUGGGGUUUGUUACGAUUGGAAAAUUGAUGAUUACAAGCUGUUCGAAUUAGUGGCCAGUGAAAGAUAUGGCGAUAUCUCUUCUGAAAUUUGGGUAAGUAGAUUAGGUUCAAAUUCAUGGAAGUGUAUUGGAAACAUACCUUAUGAUGUAGAUCGUAUUAGAGUUUCUAUGAAGCCUUUGAAUGGAAUUAUUCAUUGGAUAGGAGACACAAAAGUUAUACUUUCGUUCGAUAUAGUUCAAGAGCGAGCUUCAGAAAUCCAAAUACCCAGUUGCUAUCUAAAUAAUGGAAGUUACCCGUCUGAAUAUAUGGAAGUGGGUGUCUUGGGGGAGUACCUUUAUCUAUUAGUUAAUUCACUUUGGCCUUUACUCGGAAACAUGAGUCUUUGGGUGAUGAAAGAUUAUGGAGUUACAAAUUCUUGGACCAAAAUUUUUAGCCUACCGAAAUGUACAACAAGUUUCGCAUCAUUACGGCCUCUGCAUUAUCACAAUAAGAAUCGUGAGAUUCUAUUACAGGGUGUAAAUUUAGAAGACACGGAGGAUGUCUUAGUCUCAUAUGACCUUAUAAGCAGAAGGCUUGUGACCCUUGAUAUCCCCUGCAUGCCAAAACGUUUUACUGCGAAUACUAUUGUUGGAAGUCUAGUUUCACUCAAUUCAGGUAAAUUCCAAAAGGCUGAAGAAAUAUCUAUGGUGGACACUAGGCAUGGCGCUGAGUCAGGUGAAUUUAUUGAUGCUUCGGAUAUAUCUAAGGUGGAUACUAGGCAUGGCGCUGAGUCAGGUAAAUUUCUCGAGGCUUCGGAAAUAUCUAAGGUGGAAACUAAGCCUGGCGCUGAUUCAGGUGAACUCGUAAAGGCUGAAAACAUAUCUAAGGUGAAUCCUAGGCAUGGCUAUCGAGUCUCAAAGGUGUGGCUGGGGCACAUGCAUAUUCUGUUUUGCUGUCUUGUGCUUCUUUGCUGUUAUUUGUCUUUAUCCUUUUGCUUGAAAUGGUUGAACAAGAGAGUGUGGUGA